This is a messenger RNA of Sphaeramia orbicularis (orbiculate cardinalfish), 583 nucleotides long. It is a transcript of the gene hbae5, whose product is annotated as hemoglobin, alpha embryonic 5. The coding region runs from base 63 to 494 and encodes 143 amino acids. Gene Ontology annotation, biological process: hydrogen peroxide catabolic process; oxygen transport. Gene Ontology annotation, molecular function: peroxidase activity; iron ion binding; oxygen carrier activity. Lineage: Eukaryota; Metazoa; Chordata; Actinopteri; Kurtiformes; Apogonidae. Gene Ontology annotation, cellular component: haptoglobin-hemoglobin complex; hemoglobin complex; blood microparticle. The transcript has 3 exons. The record is from RefSeq and is a predicted model, not a curated record.
GCCCAACAUGAGCGCACAUCACCAUCAUCACAUCUGAUUCAGGUGAGAGAGAAAGAAGCGACAUGAGUCUGAGCUCCAAAGACAAGGCUGCCGUCAAGGCCCUGUGGGCCAAACUGUCCAAGUCAGCCGAUGACAUUGGGGCCGACGCACUGGGGAGGAUGUUCCAAGUCUAUCCCUCAACCAAGACUUACUUUUCCCACUGGAACGAUCUGAGCAUCGGCUCCGGCCCCGUGAAGAAGCACGGAAAGACCGUGAUGGGCGGCGUCGGCCUGGCUGUGGCAAACAUUGACGACCUCGUUAAGGGCCUGUUUGAGCUCAGUGAGAAGCACGCCUUUGAGCUGAGAGUCGACCCCGCCAACUUCAGGAUCCUGACCCACUGCCUGCUGGUGGUCGUUGCCUCCAAGUUCCCUGCUGAUUUCACCCCUGAGGCCCAUGUUGCUUUUGACAAAUUCCUCGCCGCCGUAAGCCUGGCACUUUCUGAGAAGUACCGCUAAACAAGCCGGAGUUCCGCAAUGAGGAAUGCACAUUACACCUAAUUUACGGUGUUAAAUGAAAGAAUAAAUUGCAUCCCUGAAAAACUUUC